This is a messenger RNA of Fomitiporia mediterranea MF3/22, 2533 nucleotides long. Its product is annotated as pre-mRNA-splicing factor CLF1. Lineage: Eukaryota; Fungi; Basidiomycota; Agaricomycetes; Hymenochaetales; Hymenochaetaceae. Gene Ontology annotation, cellular component: post-mRNA release spliceosomal complex; U2-type catalytic step 2 spliceosome; precatalytic spliceosome. Gene Ontology annotation, molecular function: protein binding. The coding region runs from base 44 to 2335 and encodes 763 amino acids. The transcript has 8 exons. Gene Ontology annotation, biological process: spliceosomal complex assembly; mRNA splicing, via spliceosome. The record is from RefSeq and is a predicted model, not a curated record.
CUCGCUGCUGACUUUCAGCUCCUUUCCAUUUGAAUACGUCAAGAUGCAGGACGGUAGGGCUCCUCGUGUAAAAAACCGCGCGCCAGCGGCUAUUCAAAUUACCGCGGAGCAACUUCUGCGUGAAGCCCAGGAGCGGCAGGAGACCGCGUUUCGGGCACCGAAGCAGAGAAUUGAAGACUUCGAGGAAUUGCACGAAUAUAGAGGUCGUAAGAGAAAGGAAUUUGAGGAUCGCAUUCAGCGUACACGGGGUAAUUUAAAGGAGUGGAAAGCAUAUGCCAACUGGGAGGCGAGUCAAGGAGAAUAUGACCGUGCGCGUUCCGUGUUCGAGCGUGCCCUUGAUGUCGAUUCUCGAAGUGUCGCACUGUGGCUGUCAUACACGGAGAUGGAGUUGAAAGGAAGAAAUGUGCAGCAUGCGCGAAACUUGUUUGACCGAGCUGUGACUUUGCUUCCACGCAUUGAUCAGGUUUGGUACAAGUAUGUGUACCUUGAAGAACUGCUGGGCAAUGUCGCCGGCGCACGGCAAGUGUUUGAACGAUGGAUGGCAUGGGAACCGGAUGAUAAAGCAUGGCAGGCGUAUAUCAAGAUGGAGGAACGAUACCAAGAGCUUGACCGUGCCAGUGCGAUUUACGAACGAUGGGUCGCUGUUCGACCUGAGCCCCGCGUGUGGGUCAAAUGGGCGAAAUUUGAGGAAGAACGAAUGAAACUCGAUAAGGCACGCGAAGUAUUUCAAAUGGCACUUGAGUUUUUCGGAGACGACGCAGAGCAGAUCGAAAAAGCUCAGGCUGUAUUCAACGCGUUCGCGAAAAUGGAGACACGGUUGAAGGAGUAUGAUCGUGCAAGGGUGAUUUACAAGUUCGCCUUGGACCGAUUGCCGAGGAGUAAGAGUGCUGCAUUAUACGCUGCAUAUACGAAGUUUGAGAAGCAACAUGGGACGCGUUCGACGCUUGAGACGACUGUUGUAGGAAAGCGACGUAUUCAAUAUGAAGAAGAGUUAUCGCAUGAUGGACGGAAUUAUGACAUCUGGUUUGAUUACGCACGUCUCGAAGAAGGCGCACUGCGAUCACUUCGUGAGGACGGCUCUUCUGAUGAGGAGCUGGAAGCGGCGGUGAAUCGUGUACGCGAGGUGUAUGAACGUGCUGUCGCUCAAGUACCACCAGGAAACCUCAAACGUCAUUGGCGGCGAUAUAUCUUCCUAUGGUUGGACUACGCGCUGUUUGAAGAAAUCGAGACAAAGGACUAUGAUCGAACCCGACAAAUAUACCGAACAGCGCUACAAGUUGUUCCCCAUAAACAAUUCACAUUUGCGAAGCUGUGGCUGAUGUUCGCGAAAUUCGAAGUCCGGAGACUUGACCUGCCAGCGGCGAGGAAACUACUUGGGGCAGCUAUCGGGAUGUGUCCAAAGGAGAAGCUCUUUAAGGGGUACAUUCAGCUUGAACUUGACCUACGAGAAUUUGAUCGCGUCCGACAGCUAUACGAAAAAUACAUCGAAUUCGAUCCUACAAACUCUUCUGCUUGGAUCCAAUUUGCACAGUUUGAGGCUGUGUUAGCAGAUUAUGCGCGUGUACGGGCGAUAUACGAGUUGGGCGUUUCGCAGGUCCCGUUGUCCUACCCUGAGAAUUUGUGGAAAGCGUACAUCGACUUUGAGUUCGAACAGGGAGAGAGGGAGAAGACGAGAGCGCUGUAUGAACGGCUGGUACAGAUAAGUGGCCAUGUGAAGGUGUGGCGCGCGUAUGCAGAGUUUGAGGCUGCACCGAUCCCGAUGAGCCAGGCGAUGCGUGAGGAAGAGGAAGAGGAAGAGGAAGAAGAAGAGAAGUUCGUGGAGGGCGAUGUGCAACUUGCGCGUCAGGUGUUUGAGAGAGCAUAUAAGGAUUUGAAGAGUAGGGAUCUCAAAGAAGAGCGCGUUGUCUUACUCGAGGGCUGGAAGGAAUUCGAACAGACGCACGGUACCCAGGCUGACAGCGACAAAGUCCAGGCUAUGAUGCCGAUCGUUAGCCGGAAACGGCGCAAGGUCGACGAGCUUGGGGAUACAAUGGAGGAAUAUUGGGACAUGGUAUUCCCUGAUGAUGAGCGCGAGGCCAACCCAGCAUCGUUCAAGUUCCUCGAGAUGGCACAUAAGUGGAAGCGCAUGCAGGCCUCCGGAGGCAGUGGUACAAAUACGGGAGAGCCUUCUUUAUCAUCUAUGUUCACGUCUGCGACGACGGAAAACGUAUCCACUGAUGAGGCUAAUCGGGACGAUGGAAGCAGGAAAGAUGAUCAAACAGGUCAACCAGGGAGUAGUGAAGAUGCGGCCGGUGAUAGUGAUUCUGACAUGGCGAGCUCUGCUGGUGACGCAUGAUCUGUGUACUCAUGUAUAUACGUGCACGAUUUGUGACACUGGAUACAACAUCCGAUCGGUAAAAAUUGGCCUUGUACAUUGUGAGCAUAUCAAGCUAGCUAUACAAUUUGCAAAUGCAGUUGUAGGUUCGUAAAAAUGUGUAGCGAGGCUCUGAACAUGUAACUGUGCGACCUGACGAUCUUUUGCGCACAUUACGUC